UCUAUGUUCCACUAUGAGGUGCUUCCAUUGGUGACGUGUGGCUCACGAUCUAGCUUUGUGUAUCCAUAAAUGGUCAUCUACGUCACAGAUUUGUUCCGUCCCCCUAUUUAAUACAAGUGAGCGUUGGAGUUCCCUGUCUAAGCAAUACCCUCAGCAGUCAGCGCUCCACUUGUGCAAUCACCAUCGUUUCAUUGAUCCAGAGACUCUAAAUAUCCCCACCAAACUAGAAAAACUCUUAUUUAAUGUAUAUUAUCCACGACUGAACUUACAUGUCUCAGUUUCAACGAAGAGGUUUCAAGUGCUGAUUUGGGUCCGGGAGUUGGAUACAGCAUUACCAGGGAUUUGUUCUCGCACUACCAUCGUCAUUGAUCACCAUCCAUCGCGCUGUCAGAGAGAAGACUGCGGGUGUAUCUCAACGGAUACCUUCACGCUGUCAUUAAUGACAAACUGAGUAACUGCUAUGACAGGUAAACUAGCGGAGAAGCUCCCUCUUACCAUGAGCAGUUUAAUCAAUACAAUUCCUGACAGUCUUUACCCAGAAGAGGACAUUCCGACUUCUAUGAACAUUUUCACCAACACGGAUUCUAUUUCCCACUACUCGCAGAUGAACACAGAUAAUAUAAUGGAUUUGGGAAUGGGGAGCGAGAAAGGAUCGUCCGAGAUUCAGUAUGGGUCCAGUUUCCAGUCCAACCGCAGUGGCCAGACUGUCACCUACUUAGGGAAGUUCGCAUUCGACGCCCCCCCAUCGGGAGGGAUCGGAGGGUCUGGGUGGUGCUCAGACAAUAACAUCAUCAGCCUGGUGAGCGCUGGGAUCCUGGGUGUGUCUCCAUCUCCCGGCAAUAUCACCACACAGACCUCCUCAUCAGGAGGCAGCAUGGGUGGGCAGUCCUCAGAGAUGGAGCAGGUAUACGGUCCCCCACUGCCUGCAUACUCUACCUGCAGCGAGAUGUACCAGGACCAGGUGUCCUUCCACCACAGCCCGGCGACCAGCACCCCCCUGGCAUACCCGGGCAAUGACUAUCACUCCACUUCCAAAGCCCCAAUCGACGGCAGUCUGUUCUCCAUGAUCCCAGACUAUAACCUUUUCCACCAUCAGGGGGAGGUUGGCGUGAUGGAACACAAACCCUUCCAGACCAUGGACCCCAUCAGGGUGAACCCGCCGCCCAUCACGCCCCUGGAGACGAUCCGGGCCUUCAAGGACAAGCAGCAGAUUCACCCGGGCUUCAUUGGCGGGCAGCAGCACGCGCCGCAACACCACCAACCCCCCCAGACUUUAACCCUCAAGCCCAUCCGGCCGCGGAAGUACCCAAACCGUCCGAGCAAGACGCCCGUGCACGAGCGCCCGCACGCCUGCCCGGCGGAGAACUGUGACCGCCGCUUCUCCCGCUCAGACGAACUGACGCGCCACCUGCGCAUCCACACGGGGCACAAGCCCUUCCAGUGUCGCAUCUGCAUGCGCUCCUUCAGCCGCAGCGACCACCUGACCACGCACAUCCGCACGCACACAGGCGAGAAGCCCUUCUCCUGCGAGUUCUGCGGACGCAAGUUCGCCCGCAGCGACGAACGCAAGCGGCACGCCAAGGUGCACCUCAAACAGAAGGACAAGAAGCCCUCCGACAAAGGCAGCGGCGCAGGCGCGUCAACCAGCCACAGCUCUCCACCCAGCUCCUGUGGCAGUGGCGGGACAAGCAGUGGCAGCAUCAUGACUGUCACUACCUGUGCAUAGGGCUGGAGGAUGUCUCAGCAUCUCACACAAAUAGACUGGCAAUUUACUACUGGGGCUUCUCUGUUUCCUUUGAAAAAAAAAACAAAGACAAGAAGAAAAGACUUUGAAAGACUUUUUCUCUAUUCCUUCGCCAUACUCCUUGUCCAUUUUUUUUCUUUACAGAUAAUAUUCUUGCCUUCAUUUUAAGGUGAUUUUAAGAGGAUCUGCUCUUCCUUUUGAGCUCAUGGGGUUGGGUACUGGAGGCAUUUCAAGAGAGCACUAACAGAUUUGUGGAUAUCAGUCCCAGCGUGAAUGAGUAAACUGCGCUCUGCCUUUUGUACUUUGAAAUGUAUCUGCCUGCAGUCUUCAACAGAGUAGUGUACAAGAAAAUAUCAUUUCAGUCAGGGCUGUAAGUGGCCAUCAAGUAGUAAUGGUAGAGACAUUGUGAAAUGUAUCAGAUGUAUUUUUUUAUGGGACUGUCUAUUUAAAAGUGCAAUCGUUUUUGUUUGCUUCUUUUGUUGACUGUAAGCAGCACUUUGGUUGUUGUCUAUUGUUUAAGUAAUGUUUAUUUUUAUUAUCAUUCCAUCUGGGUUUUUUUUCUCCUAUGGAGUGUGCCAAAUGUCCUGAAAUUCUACAGCCAACUUAGUUAUAAUAGGCCCUUGAGAUUAAGUCCUAAUUCCAGAGGUUUGGGCUACUGUUAUUUUCUGGAUGUUUAUUCAAAAUAUUCCAGUAGAAAGAAAGCUUUGGUGUUCAGAGAUGGUACUUAAACAGUUAUGCCAGAGUGGUCAUACCCAUUGGCUUUGGGCUGGCACCAGGCAGUCCCAUUACUUUUUGAUGGAACAGAAAAAUAGACUCAAUGUAGUGUAUUUAGUGAUUCAUGGCAUGUGCCAACCGAAAUACAAAUGAUCAGCAAAGUGACCAUGCAGGUCUGAAUUGGUUCUCAUGCCCUCAAGUUUAAAGAAUCAUUACUACAUUACUUCUGAACCAUAUACGAGAUACAGCCUUUGACAAAAAAAAGUGCAAUAUCAAUGAAAACAGGCCUUAAGCAUUUACCAUCUGAGCCAAUAGGAGUUCUAGUUCUAGAAGUAAUGUCAAUGAAACAUUCCCAUGGCACUCUGGCAUCCCCCUAAAAUCUCCAAUAUUCUAAAGGCCUUUCUCAUUUUUGCUUCUUUUUGCCUGCAUGUAUCUAGUAUUAGUAAUACUGCAUGCACUGAUGUUAAGGGGCUGCAAUAGCAACAGUACAUCAACAAGGACAUACUGUAGUGUCCAGAGUUGAACACCGGGCACAGACAUAAAUAAUGCCAUAUGAGAUAUCUUUUGAGUGAAUUAUGUGUUGAGUUGUAUUUUUUUGUUGCCAUUGUGGCUAUUUUCCUGAAAAUUGGUGUACGUAACUUUUUACAACUUCCAAGAGUUCCUUACUGGAUACAAAUAUGCACACUGUAUCCCCAGUGCACAUACAAUAAACAUAGAGCUGAUUUCAAAAUGAAAUACUGUUAAGAAAUAGAUGUAAACAUCUUUCUGUAUAGGACUUCCUGCUGCAAGGACUUUGCAGUCCAGUAGUAUUGGAUUUAAGAGCCAUGGCAUUUGCUUUUCCAUUUUGAUGUAUUUUUGUCAGCUAAGGCCUGAUAAGUACCCCAGUGCCAUCCCAGAUCAUUUAGCUCAAUCCGGUUCUGAUGUAGGACCCAGCUCCAACUUAAUGUAUUUGAUAACGCCACGGUUACUACAAAUUCUGAAAACAUUUAGAGCUACCCUGGAAAUAAAAAAUGUGGGACAGAAUUUUUGUACAGUUAAAUAUACACAAUAUUACACAUUUUUUACUUGGAAUGUAAAAGACAGCGUGCUCCAGUAUUACAUUGUGUUUGUGUGCUUGUGUGCAUAUGAAUACAGUUGUAUUCCUACACACACAUUCUUACAUUGACUGAAUGUUUAAGGAGAGGGUAUCAAUUUCUUAUUGGAGAAAAGUUGUCAUGUACAUAGUUUGUAUUGUUACUUGUGAGUUUGUUUGCUGGAGAGUGGAGCAUUGGGGCAGUUUAAAACUUUAAACAUCCUCCAUUUUCAAAAUAGGUAAUAUAAUUUGGUAUGUGCUAAACUUUUUCAAAAUGACUUGGAAACACACCAAAUGAUGUGCUAAUAUUAAAUAAAGGGAAAAGUAAUUUAAGAAAUGUCUUGUGUAUCUUGCUUAAAAGAGUCAUUACAUGUCGCAAGUACAACCAACCUAGGUUUUGAACAUUAUGUUGGCAUGGCAUGGCACUUAUUUAAGCAUUGCCCGGAAAAACUACCACCCCAGCCUAUUCAAUGACAUCCAACCCAUCCAAAACAUUAAUGAAAUUAAGCCAAAGUUCAGCCCAUUUCAAGGUGUCACACUUUAAGUUGUACCUCAUACAGGAUAAAAACGAUAGGCCUGCCAAAGUUGAAAACUGAGUAACUCCCACCGACUUAAACUUUGAAAUGCAACCAAUAGUUUCAAUGACUACAAAGUCUAGCUGCCCUCAAUGCUCCAGUCUGGCUUAUUACAGUUUAUCGCAUUAUGACUUGUCUGGGUGGGUGAGCUGACAUCCCACCACGAUAUCCAUGGGAGUAAGAGACGGCAACAACACAUUGUUCCGUCAUUUUGUCAAGUCUUAGAAUCAUUGGCUGCCUCCGACUUCAAUCUUACAACAAAAAAAAACGUUAGAUUUCUUGUAAUUCUCUGGCGGUAGCCAGACGUUACAGAAAACGUGCUGAAAAUAAUCGACUGAUCAUUGUCCUGCAAGAACCUGUUUCCACUUUCUGGAAGUUUUCCACCUCAGUUCCAAUUAGCCCAAUGGCUCAUUCGGAUCUUAUGUCAGUCGAAUACAUGAUUAAAUUCCUUUGCACUGUCAGAAUGUUUUUAACCGCGUGAAAUUCAAACUUGCCACGUACAGGCCUGUUGUGAAGUCGUAGCACGUUAUGUUGAAAUGGUAGUUAAUGAUUACCUAUAUAAAGCCAUUCUAAAUAAAUAAUAAUGGCAGGUAGUCUAAUGGGAGCAAAAACACGGUUUAGGCUAAAUAAUUGAAAUGUGUCGAAUAUAACUAUUUGUCAGAGGUUUAGCCGAUCCAGAAUGUUUGGUAUUAUGGAGUGGCUGGUGCAUUUUUCUGGAAAAGAAAGAUGAAAUUAUUCCCCACACAUAUGAUAUUGGAAUUUGCCUGAAGCCAAACAGAGAUGUUAAAUCUUGGCAGCUGUGAUUCUGUAUGCAGAGGAAUGGUCUUUAAUGUCAAAACUGUGUAUAUUAGCAAGCAUAUCUCUAUAAUCAUUUCACUCUAAUUAAAGGAAUGCCAGGCAAAAGGAACGACUUGCUCAGUUCUCAGGUGAAAAGGGCAAAUACAAUCUAUAUCAGUAAACAUCAAAUGCCUCCAUGGAUUUAGUUUGAGCUAUAAUAGUUCUUGGUUAGAGGGUGUCAUUUUAGCGUAUUCGGGUUUGUAGUGAUGUCUUCAUUUCUGAAGCAGCAUAUGUGGUAUGGGAAAUAGCAACAGCAACAGAUAUGAACAAAAACAGCUUCUGGCUUAAUUUUGCUUAUUUAUUUAUUUAUUUUGCUCUCUGGUUCUGCCAGGAAGGAUCAGAAAGAAAGGCCAACUGUAAAAAUAGCCAAGGCAGCGCUCACAGAUCAUAUAGCUGGCCCUGUGGAUUUGCUGCUGGCUUGUGUGAAUUCAAAUUUUGAUUUAUGGGAUAGAAACCUGGUUUUUAGGAGAGCUGCAUUUAGAAAACCUUGUGAAAAGGUGGAGGAUAUUCUUUGAAAAGAAUGCAGUUGCAUAGAAAGUGGUCUUCAAAAAGAACUCCCUUUGGCACCUCUAAACACAUGCCAUGUCAUUACGAUAUGAUCUGGAGACAGAAUGCGUUGGAAUGCAUUGUGCAAAAUUGACGUAGGCUCCAUUCCUUCGAAAAUUUAUGAUUUGCUAAAAAAAAAUCACUUUCUGCAUUUUUCUUUCUUUUUUAAAUUCCAAAAUACUAGUUUAUUCCUCAAUACAAUCACAUUUCACAUAAAAGAAAUGUGGCCAUGUAAUCAGGUUGUAGGGAAUAGAAUAUGACCACAAUAAUAAAAAUCUAUCUUUUAGAUCUAGCUUGCCAUACAUCUCCAAUAUGGAGCCAUGAAUCUGUUUGGGAUCCGUUCAGCCUACUUCAUAGAAUCAAUGGUGUGUUUUUGUACAACUGUAACCUGCAAGCAGGGACAAGAAUAUCAAACAAUAAAACUGCAAAAAGCAAUUAAUCCCUAAACCCCAUCCCAUGCAAGAAAGAAGUAAUAUCACUUUCAGAGACAGUCAUUAUCUGAUAAAUCUGCGUGUGUUUGUGUGUGUGUGUGUGUGUGUGUGUGUGUGUGUGUGUGUGUGUGUGCGUGUGUGCGUGCGUGUGUGUGUGUAUGUAUGUAUGUGACAGAGAGUGCAUGCACAGGCAAUAUGUAAGAGUGUCUGGUAGUGUACGUGUUUCAGUUUGGGUGGCACUGGUGCCAGAACUCCCCACUCAACUGCCCUCAAGUCUCUUGUGUCAACCUGAUUGUUCACUAUUGGGAAUCGGCCAGCCGCCAAACUUCACAGCCUCGUUUUUGCCAAAUUGGGUCGCAAGCUUGAAUGAUUAAGGACAAUAUUCAAUGACGGUUUCACGGAGGCAACAGAAUGUAAAUGUGACCUCAGUCAGCGUUACAGUUCAAGCCUGGCCUGUUCUGGAGCCUGUGUUUAUUUGUUUAAUUUACUCCCUGCAAAGACGCUUUUGUACCAGGUCAUUAAAGGCCUAGAGUAAACACACUGCACCAAACCUUAGCAUCUAUUGUGUGCACCCAUUCUGGUGUAUGGAUGACAGCUGAACCUAGCUGUAUGAACUAUAAAUGUGGUAAUCAAGAAAGAUCAAAUUAAUGAUCUGACCACUCCGUACCCAAUUUUUUGAGGUGUUGGUAUCAGAUAAUCAAAAAUAAAUGUUAUUCAUCACAAAAUGGCUUUUUUUAUGUGCUUUGCAAUUUUAUCCAUGAAGUAUAUUAUAGUUUCUUCCAUGUUUUCUUGUUUGCAUGUCACUGCACGGAAAAUGCUUUGUAAAUUUCUUUAGCAUCAAUCAGAGAAAGAUUUCUGGUUGUGUUCAGUUAAUUAUGCAUGGAAAAUAUCAGUAAUAAUAACAAUUAUACACAUUAUUUUUUUAAGAAGAACAGACAAACUGUUGAGAGAAACUUUCUUGAAUUUAUAAAAAAAAAAAAUCCAUGUUUGAGCCAAAAUUAGGCUUGUAUGUUGAAAACACUUGUUACACUUUUGUGGAAGUUUUUAUUUCAUGUUUUUCUACUGCCUUAUAAUAAGGUUUUAAAUCUAUGGAUAUCGUAAUUAAAAUAUUACUAUCUUUUGUGGAAGGGAAAUUCCAUUUCCUUCAUUGUUCACUUGGUUUUUAAGUUUGUUGUAAUGCAACUGUUUUGUUUUAUGCUGUGAAGCACUUGAAUAAAGGAAAUCCAAUGUUGUGA
This is a messenger RNA of Clupea harengus (Atlantic herring), 7154 nucleotides long. RefSeq names its product early growth response 3 (gene egr3). Gene Ontology annotation, molecular function: DNA-binding transcription factor activity, RNA polymerase II-specific; RNA polymerase II cis-regulatory region sequence-specific DNA binding. Gene Ontology annotation, biological process: regulation of transcription by RNA polymerase II. The record is from RefSeq and is a predicted model, not a curated record. Lineage: Eukaryota; Metazoa; Chordata; Actinopteri; Clupeiformes; Clupeidae.